Trichobilharzia regenti is the source of this 435-nucleotide messenger RNA. The record is from the annotation of a GenBank genome assembly. Lineage: Eukaryota; Metazoa; Platyhelminthes; Trematoda; Strigeidida; Schistosomatidae.
AUGCUUGUAAGCAGUUGUGAAAUAUUAAUACUGAUAGUGCUCCUCAUCUCCGCUAUCUCGACAAUGUUGGCUUCACGCAGAGUCCGUACUUUCAAAAGUCUUCAAAUCCACUGCAGUAUCCUAACACUAUUUCUUGUUGUCUGUGAGACGCAAGGUGAAAUACAUCCAUCUGGACGGAGAAACUCCGAGGGUGACAUUGACUACAGUCCUGUGAACAGAAUGAUGAAAAAUGCACCACUUCAUAACUCUGGUCAUAUCAAUAAAAAUAUUAUUAAUAACAAUAAUAACGAAAUUCGAACGGUAGAAAAGCGAUCGGCAGAAUUCAAACCUCCUGAAAGACCAGCAGAGUUUAAAACAAUGGAAGAACUAAACAGAUAUCUGAAGAAAUUGCGUCAUUAUUACUUCAUUGUCGGUCGUCCGAGAUUCGGUCGCUGA